AAAAUACAGUUUUCAUGCCAAGUACUUAUGUACGUGUCCUAGCUUAAACUGUGGUCUUGAAAUUCCUUCCCAUUAACUGAUAUUUUUGCUUUCUUCAGAAUGUGUUCAACAUGGUUGUGGAAGUACCUCGAUGGACAAAUGCUAAAAUGGAGAUCGCAACGAAGGAUCCCUUAAACCCAAUUAAGCAAGAUGUGAAGAAAGGAAAGCUGCGUUAUGUAGCUAACGUGUUUCCCCAUAAGGGUUACAUCUGGAAUUAUGGAGCCAUCCCUCAGACUUGGGAAGACCCAGGUCAUAAAGAUGAGAAUACUGGCUGCUGCGGAGAUAAUGAUCCAAUUGAUGUGUGCGAAAUUGGAAGCAAGGUCUGCUCUCGAGGAGAAGUCAUCAAAGUGAAGGUGCUGGGCACGCUGGCCCUGAUUGAUGAGGGAGAGACUGACUGGAAGAUAAUUGCUAUCAAUAUUGAAGACCCUGAAGCAGACAACUAUAACGAUAUCAGUGAUGUCAGAAGGAUGAAACCUGGAUACUUAGAAGCUACAGUGGACUGGUUCAGAAGAUACAAAGUACCUGAUGGAAAGCCAGAAAACCAGUUCGCUUUUAAUGGCGAAUUUAAAGGCAAGGAUUUUGCAGUGAACGUCAUCAAAAGCACUCAUGAACACUGGAAAGCUUUAAUAGCUAAAAAAACGGACGGCGGGGAGAUCAACUGCACGAAUCUGACUGUGUCAGACAGCCCUUUUUGCUGUAGUCAAGAGUGUGCAAAAGCUACUGUGGAUGCAGCACCACCAUGUAAAGCUGCCAACCCAAUCCCACCUGAAGUUGACAGGUGGUUCUAUUACCAGAAAAACUGAAGCUGAACGACGGAUGGUGGAACGACUGCGUUCUUCUCCCCAAGAAGCUACUACGUGCGGGAAUAGAGAAAUAGCUUCACUGUCGACAAGAAGACCUUGCCUGUAACUUAUUCUAAUUAGACUUGUGUACCUACC
Struthio camelus australis is the source of this 977-nucleotide messenger RNA. The record is from RefSeq and is a predicted model, not a curated record. Lineage: Eukaryota; Metazoa; Chordata; Aves; Struthioniformes; Struthionidae.